Messenger RNA from Phycodurus eques (leafy seadragon), 1338 nucleotides. RefSeq names its product COP9 constitutive photomorphogenic homolog subunit 7A (gene cops7a). Gene Ontology annotation, cellular component: COP9 signalosome. The record is from RefSeq and is a predicted model, not a curated record. The transcript has 8 exons. NCBI's taxonomy places the organism in Eukaryota, Metazoa, Chordata, Actinopteri, Syngnathiformes, Syngnathidae. Gene Ontology annotation, biological process: COP9 signalosome assembly. Bases 83 to 889 code for a protein of 268 amino acids.
GUUCCCUUGUUGUCGUACGUGAGCAGAGCGGAAGUGAACGACCGACCGGGAAGGCUAAUCCGCUUGAAAUCAGGACAACAAGAUGGAGGUGGAGCAGCUCCUGUCUUUGUCCGGCUUGGCGCUGGCCCAGGCUGUCAGCUCUCUGCUGGAGACCCCCGGCCUCUACGUCUUCUCCGAUAUCUUGGAGCUUCCCAACGUUAGAGAGCUGGAGAACGGCCCUCACGCCCCAGUGUACCAGCUCCUCAACCUCUUCGCCUACGGAACCUACGGCGACUACAAAGAGCGAGCGGCGUCGCUCCCAGAGCUGACGCCAGCUCAGAGGAACAAGCUCCGCCAUCUGUCCAUCAUCAGCUUGGCCUCCAACCUCAAGUGCCUGCCGUACUCGCUGCUCCUGCAGCAGCUGGAGCUGAAGAACGUGCGCGAGCUGGAAGACCUGCUGAUCGAUGCGGUGUACUGCGACAUCAUCCAGGGCAAAUUGGACCAGCGCAACCAGCAGGUGGAGGUGGACUGCAGUGUGGGCCGCGACCUGGGUCCCAACGAACUGCCCAACAUCGUUAACACGCUGCAGGAGUGGUGCACGGGCUGCGAGGCGGUGCUGUGUGGCAUCGAAGAGCAAGUCUCCCGGGCCAAUCAAUACCGCGAGAGCCAACUAAAAGUCAAAGUUCAAGUGGAAACAGAGGUGUCCAACCUACAGAAAACCCUGAAGGCCAGCGCCGCCUCACCGUCAUCGGGUCCCGCCCCCGCCGGAGCAGCCUCCAAUCAGGAUGCAGACCAGGCGGCCGAACCGCGGGAUCCCGCCUCCUCUCAAGAACCGCGACAGCCAGGAAAAAAAAGUUCUAAGGUGAAAGGGCUGCGAGGCAGCGGCAAGAUCUGGUCCAAGUCCAACUGAAGAAGUGACAAACGGAACAGCUGAUCCACACGCUCACCAGACUCGUUGUGGGACAAAAACGGGAGCGUUCAAACAAAGUGAUCGGCGUGGGGGGACACCCUCGCCGCCGCUCUGACGGGAAGCGUCACGGGAACGUUUCGUUUUUUUGUUUAGUCAUCUAAUCUCACCUUGACGGAUUCGAGGCCAUCGCGACGUCCCCUCGCUUGCCGUUUUUUAAGAGUGCACAGCACCGGACAGCCUGUUGCCUUGGCCCGUAAGCAGGAGCUUACCUGAUGCAUUUUGAUGUGUGCGUGUCUUCUUAAUUGCUUUAAACAUGCUCCCUUUGGCUUUGAAUCUUUUUGUUGUUGUUGUUGUUGUUUUCCCUCAACUGAGUUGAAAUGUAUCAAAAUCUUGAGUAUAAACUGUUGGGAAAUAAAAAGAAAAGAGCCCUUGCACUCAUCCUGACAAGA